This is a messenger RNA of Leptosia nina, 5331 nucleotides long. The record is from the annotation of a GenBank genome assembly. Lineage: Eukaryota; Metazoa; Arthropoda; Insecta; Lepidoptera; Pieridae.
AUGUUAGGGCGAAAGCAAAGCCUUAAGGGCGAGCCCGUGUUAGCAGAUUAUGGACCCGAGGAGUCAUUAAAUGAAAGCGCAGAUAUAGAAUGGGUAAACAAGCUGUGGGUGAGAAGAAUCUUAAGAUUUUGUGCACUAUUGAGUUUAAUAUCUGUAUCGUUGAACACUCCUAAAACCUUUGAAAAAUGUUCAGUUAUGCAAAUUAUUACAUUUGCUGUGGAUUGCACUGUAACACUCCUAUUUACAGCUGAAAUGAUUGCAAAAAUGCAUAUUAGAGGAAUUUUAAAGGGUGAUGUUGCCUAUUUGAAAGAUCAUUGGUGCCAAUUUGAUGCUUCCAUGGUAUUUUUCCUUUGGGUAUCAGUUUUACUGCAAAUGUUUGAAUUGACUGGUAUUGUGCCAAGAUAUAGCUAUUUAAGUAUUCUCCGUGCUCCUCGUCCUCUGAUUAUGAUUCGAUUUUUACGAGUUUUCCUUAAGUUCUCCAUGCCAAAGUCCAGAAUCAAUCAAAUCUUCAAGAGAUCAAGCCAACAAAUCUACAAUGUAACCCUCUUCUUUCUUUUUUUCAUGUCCCUUUACAGUUUGUUGGGGGUACAGUUCUUUGGUGAAUUGACCCACCACUGUGUGAGAAAUGAUACUGAUCCAAAUGAAAUUACAAUAAACUCACUAGCAAUUCCUGACACUUUUUGUUCGCCAGAACCGAAUUCUGGCUACCAGUGCUCUAAAGGGAUGAAGUGCAUUAAGCUCAAUUUGUCUAAAUAUAUAAUGGGCUUUAAUGGAUUUGAAGAAUUUGCAACAAGCCUUUUUACUGUAUAUCAGGCGUCAUCCCAAGAAGGAUGGGUUUUUAUUAUGUAUCGCGCUAUAGAUUCGUUGCCAACAUGGAGAUCUGCUUUGUACUUUAGCACUAUGAUUUUCUUUCUUGCUUGGCUAGUAAAGAAUGUAUUUAUUGCUGUGAUAACGGAAACGUUUAAUGAAAUAAGGGUUCAGUUCCAACAAAUGUGGGGAGUAAGAAAUCCAAUAACAAAGAGUAGCACAACUCAGUUCUUUACUGGCGAUGACAGUGGCUGGAGACUCGUCACAAUCGAUGAGAAUAAACAUUCAGGGAGUGCACCGGAAAUCCUUCACAAAAUGCUUCGAUCUGCUUACUUCCGCCUUCUAGUCAUGGGCAUCGUAUUGGCGAAUGGUAUUAUAACAGCUACUAUGGAUUUCAAGCACGACGACAAUCCCCGUGAAUUCUUUUACGAAAAGUAUUAUUAUAUAGAGAUCGCCUUCACCAUUUUCCUGGAUUUGGAAGCGCUUAUGAAGAUAUGGUGCCUCGGAUGGAAGGGAUAUUUUAAGCAUUCAGUGCAUAAGUUUGAAUUACUGCUAGCUAUUGGAACGACGAUUCACAUCAUACCACAGUUGUAUAUGUCUGGAUUCACUUAUUUUCAGGUUUUGCGCAUAGUGCGAUUGAUAAAGGCCUCACCACUCUUGGAAGGAUUUGUCUACAAAAUAUUUGGUCCUGGCAAAAAACUCGGAAGCCUCAUAAUAUUCACUAUGUGCUUACUCAUAAUAAGUUCAUCUAUAUCUAUGCAACUCUUCUGUUUCCUGUGUGAGUUCACCAAAUUCGAGACAUUUCCUGAGGCGUUCAUGUCCAUGUUCCAAAUAUUGACACAAGAAGCUUGGGUUGAAGUAAUGGAUGAGACAAUGGUUCGCACAAGUCAGACCCUAACCCCAUUGGUCGCUAUUUAUUUCAUUUUAUAUCACUUAUUCGUCACCCUGAUAGUGUUAUCACUCUUCGUAGCGGUAAUUCUCGACAACUUGGAACUCGACGAGGACAUUAAAAAGUUGAAGCAGCUCCGAUACAGGCAACAAAGCGCGGAGAUUAAGGAGACUUUGCCCUUUAGAUUGCGAAUAUUCGAGAAGUUCCCGGAUAGUCCACAGAUGACUAAAUUACAUAAGGUCCCAGGGGACUUUAAUUUACCAAAGGUGCGAGAAUCGUUCAUGCGGCAGUUUGUGUGUGAAGUUGAGGGUGACGAAGAAGUCGGAAUGGUGGGUGGCCCUAUUGUUGGGCGCGCAACAUCUGGGGAUCUGUCUCGACGCGCAUUUGAGUAUAUCGGAGUUGACAAGAUUGCUUUUCCAUAUCGAAAGCGAUGUCUAGUCAAAACCCUCGUGGUGGCGCCACCGUCGCAGCGACCCAGCUCCGCUUUGAGAAGACAUGUCGUAGAUUUUUUGUUGAAUUUCGUUGCAAGUGACUCUAAUAAUCACCGUCGGCUGGUACUUGGGGAUUCGGCGCUAUUAGCCACAGGAGGGAAAUCCGGUUUGAAGUCUCAAGGAACUGUAUCUAGCGCUAAACAACUUCGAGUCGAUCAGAAAAACAGAUUCGGGUCCAGAUCAAUUCGGCGUUCGGUCCGCAGCGGGUCAAUCAAGCUAAAGCAAACAUACGAGCACUUACUAGAGAACGGUGAUAUUGGCGCAGCAUCUCGGGUGGUGCCAUCAUCUCGUGCACGUCCUCCGUACUUGGAUAUACGCCUCCUGCAGGCUAAACGGCAACAGGCCGAAAUGAGGAGGAAUCAACGCGAAGAAGAUCUUAGAGAAAACCAUCCAUUGUUCGACACCCCACUUCUGAUAGUGCCCAGAGAGUCCCGUUUUCGCAAGAUAUGUCGCGCAAUAGUCGACGCGAGAUACGACGCUCGUCUCAGAGAUCCCGUCACUGGAAAUGAGAGAAAAGUCCAUUACAAAAGUUUUCAUAAUUUCCUAGGACUUGUGACAUAUUUGGACUGGGUGAUGAUAAUGGUAACUACGCUUUCGUGCGUGUCCAUGAUGUUUGAAACGCCAACCUAUCGAGUUAUGGAUAAUUUCGUUCUACAGAUUGCUGAAUAUGGUUUCGUAAUAUUUAUGAGCUUCGAGUUAGCUCUGAAGAUUCUUGCUGACGGUCUAUUCUUCACUCCGAAGGCCUAUCUCAAAGACGCGGCAGCGGUGUUAGAUGUUUUUAUUUAUAUUGUGUCGUUAACAUUCCUUUGUUGGAUGCCGGCCCGAGUGCGCGCUGGAUCCGCUGCGCAGAUGUUGCUAAUCCUGCGUUGCGUACGCCCGCUGCGUAUAUUCACUCUAGUACCGCACAUGCGCAAAGUGGUCUACGAACUGUGCCGUGGCUUUAAGGAAAUACUACUUGUAUCAACUCUGCUUAUUUUACUGAUGUUCGUCUUUGCGAGUUACGGAGUGCAGUUAUAUGGGGGUCGGUUGGCGCGUUGCAACGAUCCAACGAUAACGCGACGCGAAGAUUGCGUCGGAGUUUUUAUGCGACGAGUGUUCGUUACGAAAAUGAAAAUCAGACCCGGACCGAACGAAACCUUUCCGUCUAUGCUUGUACCUCGCGUGUGGGCAAAUCCAAAACGCUUUAAUUUUGACAAUAUCAGAGACGCACUUCUUACUCUAUUCGAAGUAUUGUCUUUUAAAGGAUGGCUAGAUGUACGAGAUGUGCUGAUCAAGGCAUUGGGUCCGUUGCACGCGAUAUAUAUCCACGUAUAUAUAUUUCUCGGGUGUAUGAUUGGGCUUACCCUAUUUGUGGGCGUGGUUAUCGCAAACUAUUCUGAAAACAAGGGUACAGCCUUGCUAACUGUCGACCAAAGGAGGUGGUGUGACUUGAAAAAGAGAUUGAAAAUAGCUCAACCACUCCAUCUUCCUCCUAGACCAGACGGUAGAAAAGUGCGCGCGUUCGCAUAUGACGUCACCCAAAAUCUAACCUUCAAACGUGUCAUAGCAAUCGUUGUGCUUAUUAACAGCGGCCUUCUCGCUGUUACUUGGUCUCGUCACUCUCCAAAUACUGAGCGUCUCGCACUUACCUCGGCGCUUCUCACACUGGUGUUCGUUGUGGAGGUCCUAUUGAAGACUAUAGCUUUCACCCCCCGUGGCUAUUGGCAGAGCCGCCGAAACCGAUAUGACCUCCUCGUUACUGUCGCUGGCUGUAUCUGGAUCUUUAUGCACUUUACUUUAAAGAAUGACCUGUCUUACUUCGUGGGAUUCAUGGUGGUGAUCCUGCGAUUCUUCACGAUCACGGGCAAGCACACGACGCUGAAAAUGUUGAUGCUGACCGUCGGUGUCAGUGUAUGCAAGAGUUUCUUCAUCAUAUUCGGGAUGUUCUUGCUUGUGUUCUUCUAUGCUCUGGCGGGGACUAUUGUCUUUGGCAACGUCAAAUACGGCGAAGGGAUUGGAAGGCGGGCAAACUUCAACUCACCCAUACACAGUGUGGCAAUGCUGUUCCGAAUUGUGACCGGGGAGGACUGGAACAAGAUAAUGCACGACUGUAUGGUGGCGCCACCCUAUUGCACCCCUGCUGAUAACUAUUGGGAGACGGACUGCGGGAACUUCACAGCAUCGCUCGCUUACUUCUGCACUUUCUACGUGAUUAUAACCUACAUCGUGCUAAAUCUACUCGUCGCUAUUAUCAUGGAGAACUUUUCUCUUUUCUACUCGAAUGAAGAAGAUGCCCUUCUAUCUUACGCCGAUAUCAGAAACUUCCAGAAUACAUGGAACAUUGUAGAUGUUCAUCAAAAAGGUGUUAUUCCCGUUAGAAAAGUGAAGUUUAUUCUACGCCUCCUAAAGGGACGGUUAGAAUGUGACACGCACAAGGAGAGACUGCUCUUCAAAUACAUGUGUUAUGAGCUGGAGCGUCUGCACAACGGUGAGGAUGUGACUUUCCAUGACGUCAUCAAUAUGUUAUCCUACCGCACGGUCGAUAUAAGGAAGUCGCUACAAAUGGAGGAGUUGUUAGCGCGGGAAGAGUUUGAGUUCCUAAUUGAGGAGGAGGUCGCCAAGCAAACAAUUCGCACUUGGCUCGAAGGGUGCCUGAAGAAGAUACGCGCCAACACCAGCAAACAACAAACUAGUCUUAUAGCGGGCUUGCGGAAAACCAACGAACAACUUCUCGACCUACCAAAUGAGAAGGCCGAAAAAGAAAAACCAGAUGUGGAAGCUCAACAAGCCACAGCAAACACGGGCCGUGCAGAGAUAACAGAAUCUACAUCUCAGCCUAUAAUAUCAAAUAUCGCAACAUCGUUAGAUUCGCAGCCGAAAAGACCUUCAACAAAAAAUCAGUUGAAGAGAACAGGACUACCAUCCGUUACUAUACCAAGGCCCGAGAGUCCCAUUAAGAAGUAUCUUCAACCAACGCUGAGUGAUCCGCAUCCCGCACUCAACAAAAAGCAAACACCACCGGUGAAAAGCAAUCGUGUUUCGGUCUCUGUGUCUGUGUGCGGUGCAGCGCGCGAGCAGGCUGCCAUAACACAUGUACUGUCAUGGUGGGGCAACGCACUCGCCGACAGAGACCCCGCUUCGACGUGUGCCCCUUGUGCAGAGUAG